AUGUCGUUCUCGUCAGCGUCCCCCCAGCAGCAGCUGAACCUCUCCCCCGCCGCUAGCGACAAUUCCCCGAAGGCUUCACAGCCCACCUCGACGAUCGAUGCUCGUCCCCCGGCCCUGGAACAUUCCAGCUCGCGGAGCUGUGUGACCUGCCGCCGUCGGAAGGUCCGGUGUAACAAACGAUCGCCAUGCUCGAAUUGCGUCAAGGCUGGCAUCGACUGCAUCUUCCCCCCGCCUGGCCGAGCCCCACGGAAAGCCAAACGACCCCCGGACGUGGAGUUGCUUUCACGACUGCGUCGCCUGGAAGGUGUGAUUGAACAUCUGAGUGGUAAUGGGACAACUGCAGAUGCCAUCGCGAACGGCUCCGCUGCCCAGGAGGGUGCGCCGUCGUCGACCAUUCCGUCUACUACUCCAACCGACUGGCCUGCUGCUGCUCCCGCCACCGUGAGCGCGCCCCCUCAGUCUCAAGCCCAACAGAGUGGGUGCCCUUUUGAAACCGAUCCCAAAAAGAUUUCAGCGGGUAAAUUUGAAAAUGAAUUUGGAAGGCUUGUCAUCGAUGAGGGAAGGAGUCGAUAUGUUAACAAUCGACUCUGGGCCAGUCUAGGUGACGAGAUCGAGGAACUUCAAGAUAUUCUAGACCACUCCUCGUCGGAGGAAGAGGAUACCGCAUCCCCUGAGUCGUCGACUUCGGGUCAUGAGGGGUUUUUAUUCGGCUUCUACUCGCUUUCACACUCUCUUCGCGAACACCACCCUCCUCUGCCCAAAGUGUCAGUACUAUGGGAAGCCUACAACGAAAACGUCGCUCCCUUGAUUGUCAUCGUACACAGGCCGACUGCACGCAAUCUGUUUGUCGAGGCGGCACAGCACCCGGAGACUCUGGACAAGAAUUCGGAGGCGUUGGUAUUUGCCAUGUAUCUGUCUGCCAUAGUCAGCAUGACUCCUGCACAAUGCAUGAACAAAUUCGGGGAGGACCGCGAGAUUGCCGUCAAGCGGUACCGGUUUGCCGUCGAGCAGGCGUUGGCAAAGGCGAAUUUCCUCAAUACCCAAAGUUUGGUUCUCUUGCAAGCUGCUGUUCUUUUCUUGAUUGCUGUCCGACGAGAGGACGACAGCAAGUUCGUCUGGUCCAUGACCUCCAUCGUGCUCCGCCUUGCCCAGAGCCUGGGGAUACACCGCGACGGCACGAAUUUCGCUCUCAAGCCGUUCGAGACGGAAGUACGCCGACGUCUGUGGUGGCACCUUGUCCUGAUGGAUUCCCGGUCGUCUGAAGAUCAUGGCACUGACCCACUGAUUCAUGAAAGCAUGUCUGAUACCCGGCUGCCGUUGAACGUUAAUGACGACGAGCUUUCUCCUGACAUGGUCAAUCCACCCGAAGAGCGAGAGGGUUGCACCGACGUGACAUUCCUUCUCAUCCGCUGUGAGAUUAUUGGGGCUCUACGGCGGGCAAAUUAUGUCUGCCCCGGUAGCAAAUUCCGCAUGGGUGGAGACGCCCCGUCCAUCAAUCGCUGCGAACGGAUGAUACAGAUCAUCAAUGACCGUGUCGAAGAACGGUAUAUCAAGCAAUGCGACAUGAAUGUGCCUAUUCACUGGGCUUCUGCAACGGUUGGACGCCUCAUUCUCGCGAAGCUGUGGCUCAUCGUUCAUCACCCAAUGACGCGGAAAGACCGCGUCACCAACGUGUCCCAAGCUACUCGUGAAAGCCUAUUUAUUACUGCGAUUGAGGUCCUUGAAUUUGGCCGUCUCCUUGAAUCCAACGAGAAGACCGCCAAGUGGAGUUGGCUGUUCCGAACCAACAUGCAAUGGCACGGAAUAGCUUUCGUGCUCUCCGAGGUCUGUGUUCGCCCAAUCUGCCCCCUCACCGACCGAGCCUGGAACGCCAUCACGUCGCUGUACUCGGACUGGGAAGAGCAUACAAAGCAUAAGAAGAGCAUGCUCUGGCGGCCAAUGGCAGCCCUAAUGAAGCGGGCUGCAGCAACCAGAGUCAAGCACCAGGAGGAACUGCGUGCCCAGUUCGGCUUCGCCCCAUCCGUCACCACCACGACCAGUAGUGCCCCAAGUGCGUUCUGCGAGCACCCUCUUCCUCGCAUCCAUAUGCCCGUCAGCCCGCCUACCCCGAUAUCUACGACUCAGACCGUUCCACCACCGGUGCCCGAUAACUCACUGAAUGUUGAUCUCAGUGGUGGGCCAUGGGAGGCUCUGCAACAUAUCUUCCCGAACACAAAUAUCCUAGCUACCCCCAGCGUCUUCGAAGUCCCUCCGCCUCAGGAUCCCAUUUCUGCGGCAAAUGUGCCCACACCGCUGCCGUAUAUCAACACUGCCGUGGAUCCACUUAUGAGCCAGGAUACUGUGCCUGCCGAGACCCAGCUCAAUUGGGAGGAGUGGGAUCAGGUUAUGCGGGACUUCCAAAUGGAGAUUGACAAGUCUGGGUUUAACCCGUCGAUGGGGACUAAUGUGACUGAAUGGUUUGCAUGA
Messenger RNA from Penicillium lagena, 2466 nucleotides. RefSeq names its product putative C6 transcription factor. Gene Ontology annotation, biological process: DNA-templated transcription; regulation of DNA-templated transcription. Lineage: Eukaryota; Fungi; Ascomycota; Eurotiomycetes; Eurotiales; Aspergillaceae. Gene Ontology annotation, molecular function: DNA-binding transcription factor activity, RNA polymerase II-specific; zinc ion binding; DNA binding. The record is from RefSeq and is a predicted model, not a curated record. The transcript has 2 exons. Bases 1 to 2466 code for a protein of 821 amino acids.